AUGCACCACGAGGCGGCAGACCGCAGACUGCAAGUACGUGAAGCCAGCGCCAAGCCCGCCCACAACGACGCCAAACCCUUUGCGGAUGGGCUGUUCUUCGUGUGCACGGGCGACUUGACUUGCUCCCUCUUUGCGGAGAAGGAGAUCGAGAGGAGUCCAUGGACCGUCACCCGCCCUGACCACCGGCUCAUGGCAAUUGAGCAUCCCGCUGCUAACCCCAGAUCAGACGGCAGACAGUCCAGUGCUUUCCCGGCCCUCGGAUCACACUCUGACGCGAAGGAGUGCUACAAGUAUCCCCAUGCUCCCAGCGUUACGAGGCUACCCGUCUCCUUCUCUCCUUCUCUGACGGGAUGUCUAUCAAGAGGAGGCGGGAGCUAUACGGCCCAGAACAUUGUUAUCGACUCUUCUACAAUCCAAUACGCAAAAUGA
This is a messenger RNA of Exophiala spinifera, 429 nucleotides long. RefSeq lists its product as uncharacterized. The coding region runs from base 1 to 429 and encodes 142 amino acids. The record is from RefSeq and is a predicted model, not a curated record. NCBI's taxonomy places the organism in Eukaryota, Fungi, Ascomycota, Eurotiomycetes, Chaetothyriales, Herpotrichiellaceae. The transcript has a single exon.